AUUAUAUGUAUUAGUUGAAUGAAAACAAAAUGACAUAGGAAGCCUUGCGUUAAAAUUGACAGUGCUAAUAAUUUCAAAAAAAAAAAAAAAAACAGUAAGCAGUCAUAAAAAUCUAAGGCUUUGGAACGAUUCAACGAGACUGCUUAAAAAAGUGCGUCAAAUGGCUCAACUUUGGAAUCAAUUGAAACGACGGACUGAAGAGGAUUCACCCUACGAUUUCGGGCCUUCGAGCAAACGAUUCAAGUACAAGCAUCUGAAUGACGAAAGUAGAAGCAGCUGCAGCAUUUCGUGUUUAAAGGACACCGAUGCUCGGGUAUCUGUAGUAUCAGGAUACUCUCCGGAACUUGGACCCAAUGAAAAUCCCUAUUACCUGCAGAACCAGAUGCUUUUCAAAUUGCAUGUCGAGCGGAAUAUGCGCAGAGAAAUUAAUAAUAAUUUCUAGCAAAAAAAAAAAGGGAAUAACUUAAAUCUGCAAAUCUGAUUGGAAUUCAAAUUUGUAACAAU
Drosophila melanogaster (fruit fly) is the source of this 504-nucleotide messenger RNA. RefSeq lists its product as uncharacterized. NCBI's taxonomy places the organism in Eukaryota, Metazoa, Arthropoda, Insecta, Diptera, Drosophilidae. The record is from RefSeq and is marked reviewed. The coding region runs from base 161 to 442 and encodes 93 amino acids. The transcript has a single exon.